Molecule: messenger RNA, 2085 nt
Organism: Malania oleifera
Lineage: Eukaryota; Viridiplantae; Streptophyta; Magnoliopsida; Santalales; Ximeniaceae
Exons: 2
Coding region: 860-1828 (322 amino acids)
Source: RefSeq, a predicted model, not a curated record
GGAUGGGCACGUGUCCAUGUGCAUGCAUCACUUGGACUGCAGCACUUCGGGUUUCAAAUUCUCUUUGUCGCUGCCCGGGCCGUCCCGUCGCCGUCUCCAUGUGUUUAUAUUAUAAACACAGACGGAUGGAAAACCCAUGUCUGAAAUAAUCAAGUCCUUGUGUUUAUAUGAAUGAGAAAGAUAGUGUUUUGCAUCUCUGCAGCUUCUGGUUUAGUGAGCUUCUUGUUCUGCAAUGGCCGUUUGAAUUUUUAGCCGUAAAUGUGAUAUAUCCGAGAACAGCGUUAGCUUGAUCAAGAGGAAAGCUCAUCGCAUGUUUUUAUUUGAACAGUUUCAGGAACGAAGCCCGCGCACAACUUUCUGUUCUGAGAGCUCAUCUUUAAUUCAUCGCCCGAAUGGAUGAGCAAGACCUAGUUUCAUCGAAGCUCAAAAGCCCUAGACUUGAAGAAGAUCGUGACAGGUUAAGCAAUUUGCCACUGCCAAUCAUUCAUCACGUGUUCUCAUUCCUCGAAACCAUAGAUGUGAUCAGAGUUAGUGCAGUGUGUAGAAAAUGGAGGUACUUGUGGGUUUCAGUGCCUUAUUUUUAUUUCAAUAUCCACACCAUUUGGGCAAAAGCAGUGUUCAGAUGGUCUCCGCAAACUGUUAAUGAGAAUUUCAAGGAUUUUGUGAACUGGGUUUUGCUGUCCCAACGUGGGUAUUGUCAUAUUCAACGCUUUCGCCUCUCGUGGUUUUGCUUCCAAGAUGAUUACACGGUUCACAGGUGGAUGAAUAUAGUUGCAAGGCGAAAUGUCAAGGAGCUUCACCUAUCAUUAAUUUCACGAACACCAUUUUUGUUCCCAGUUGCCUUUUAACCUGCAAAUCUAUGGCGGUAUUCAAGCUGCACUUCUUGGAAAAAUGCGGCCUCAUUCUUCCAAGUGCUGUGAGUUUCAGCCACCUUACAACCCUUGAAUUCAUGAAUGUUGAAUUAUUGAGUGAAAGCGAAGGAAAAAUCUUUUCCAGGUUUCCUCUUCUUCAGAAUUUAACGUUGCAGUGGUGCGUUUUUUAUGGUUUCAACAUUAUUGAUAUUUCUACGAGUAAUCUGAAGAGGCUGAAAAUUAUACACGACGGUGAUAAUGGUUUAUGCAACAGCGUACUAAAAGUAGCUUGCCCAAGUCUCGUAUCUCUAUAUUACUAUGGUCCACUGCCCCAGAACUUCUUAUUGCAGGACCUUCUUACUCUUGACGACGCAUAUGUGGGCUUAGAAGUUUUAAAUAAUGUUUCGGAUGAAGAACAUGGUAGUAAAGUGUGUGAGAUCCUCAGAGGACUUCAGAAUGCAAAAUCUUUGAAGCUUGACGUUGUUUGUUUGUCGAAUCUUUACCAUACAGUUGCUAAUAUGGGGCACUGCACGUGCUUUUCUUCCUUUGACAAUUUGAAGUCCUUAAAAUUUUCCAUUGGUUUGGAUGAAUGCUUCUUCAAAGCCAUGCUCGGAUUGCUCAAGUGCUGUCCCCAUCUAGAUGCUCUUGCAAUAGAAUUUCAAGCUAAUGGGCGCGAAUUGAAUGAUAUUAAGAUGCCAGAUGAGGCAAUUCCAUGUUUGACGUAUCAUCUUAAGAUGGUCGAGCUCCGUAAUUGUGAUUGCUACGAGAAUGAGAUUGAGGUGAUCAGGUUUUUGCUGAAGAAUGGACGUGUAUUGGAGAAACUGAGUGUUCUUUGGCUUAUAGGACUUGAUGAUGCAAGGGAGACUAUUGAAAGGGUAAUGGAGUUCCCUAGAUCUUCCUCAAAUGUUACAUUGACAUUCCUCGAACCAAAGUCAGUUGAAGAUUCUCGGAUCAUGGAAAAGGCUAUUGAUUUGUAAAAUAUAGUCAGCGAGGCAAAUGCUUAGAACAUGUUUGCAUCCUAAGUGAUGACUAUGGGCCUUAUGAGUUAUGAGAGUUUGAAGACUGGCAAAAUUGCGAGAACUAAUUAAUUCAUAUCACCUUUAAUUAUAUAGAAUCCUUUUCUUCCCACGGUUCAAAGCAUUGUGCAGGCCUCAUGUCAAAGUGUUUGCAAGAUGCAGCUGUGUACAUCCUUGUAUGAAUUAAGCCAUGAAAUCCCGUAGAUACCUACUUUGUA